Ochlerotatus camptorhynchus is the source of this 516-nucleotide messenger RNA. RefSeq names its product RNA-binding motif protein, X-linked 2. Lineage: Eukaryota; Metazoa; Arthropoda; Insecta; Diptera; Culicidae. Gene Ontology annotation, molecular function: RNA binding. Gene Ontology annotation, cellular component: catalytic step 2 spliceosome; U2 snRNP; precatalytic spliceosome. The transcript is spliced from 2 exons. Gene Ontology annotation, biological process: mRNA splicing, via spliceosome. Bases 80 to 496 code for a protein of 138 amino acids. The record is from RefSeq and is a predicted model, not a curated record.
UAAAUAAUUAGAAUUAUAUAGUUAAGUGGACUUCCCCUUUUUGUGCCAUUGCGGUGCCUUUAUCAGUGAUUAUUUUAAGAUGAAUCCCAUGACCAACAUGAAAAAUGUGCUCAAGCUGAGCGAGCAGGACCUAAAGUACGGAGGUAAAAACUCCUGGCACGAGCAGUACAAGGACAGUGCAUGGAUAUUCGUCGGUGGCCUACCGUCCGAGCUGACCGAAGGUGACCUGUUGGCGGUAUUUUCCCAGUACGGGGAAAUUGUCAACAUCAAUCUGGUGCGGGACCGGAAAACGGGCAAAUCGAAAGGAUUCAGUUUCAUCUGCUUUGAGGACCAGCGGUCCACAGUGCUGACGGUAGACAACAUGAACGGUAUCAAACUGCUGGGGAGAACGUUGCGGGUGGAUCACGUGUCGGACUACAAACCACCCAAGGAUGACAAAGCGGAUGAAGAAACGAAACGGCUGUACAUGGAAGGGUGUGCUCCGAAAUACAGCUAGGUAAAUGAGUAAUAAAUUAU